AUGCCAGUGACCGAAUCCAGCGACGACGCCAUUGUACAGGGCACCAGCAAUGAUGCUGCUGUCAGCCGUGAGUCGGCGGCACGUCUUGGCUACAUGGCCGACCGGUAUAUCCACAACUUUGUCCGGCAGCCGCAACGCCGGCCGCCCUUGAUCAACCGCGGGACGUACUGCCGAUUCCACGGCAUCCAGAGCGCCCUCCGCCAGUUCACAGAGUCAGAAGCCGAGCCCAAGCAGGUGGUCGUGCUGGGCGCUGGCCUCGACACGGCGUAUUUCAUCCUGAAAUCCGAGGGUCUGCUGAACAAUGUGCGGUAUUUUGAAACAGACUUUGAGGAGAUCACAGCCAAGAAGGCAUCGACAGUGUACCGUAAGCGCGAGCUCAAGGCGCUGCUGCCACCUGACAUCAAAGUUGCGCGCGGCGGGGCCGAGCUGCACUCGCCGUCGUAUAAUCUGCUCGCCGGCGAUCUGCGGGCAUUCGAAGCCCAGGUGGUGCCGAAGCUGAUGGAGCGCGGAUUCCAGACUGAUGUGCCGACACUGUUUAUCAGCGAAUGUGUGCUGAUUUACCUGGACCCAAAGUACUCGGACCGCAUCCUGGACUGGGCCACAGACAAUGUGCUGAACUGCGGUAUCAUCACGUACGAGCAGAUCCUUCCUGGCGACCGGUUCGGCAAGAUGAUGAUUGAGAAUUUGCGGGCGCGCGGGCUGGAGCUGCGCGGGCUGCAUGCCCACCCGACACUGGAGAGCAUGGAGAAGAGAUUUAGCGGGCGUGGGUGGCAGUUUUCCAAGGCAGUGGAUCUAGUCGACUACCACGACCAGUGCGUUGAAAAGAACGAGCUGGACAGGAUUGCGCGCAUCGAGUUCCUGGACGAAUGGGAGGAGUUUACGCUGCUGGCCCAGCACUAUGCCUUCACAUUUGCCUACCGCACCAGUUCGCUGCCAUUCUCCGCCAUGCAUAUCGUCUAG
Molecule: messenger RNA, 960 nt
Organism: Linderina pennispora
Lineage: Eukaryota; Fungi; Kickxellomycota; Kickxellomycetes; Kickxellales; Kickxellaceae
Product: leucine carboxyl methyltransferase
Exons: 1
Coding region: 1-960 (319 amino acids)
Biological process (GO): C-terminal protein methylation
Molecular function (GO): protein C-terminal leucine carboxyl O-methyltransferase activity
Source: RefSeq, a predicted model, not a curated record